This is a messenger RNA of Penicillium cosmopolitanum, 1149 nucleotides long. RefSeq lists its product as uncharacterized. Gene Ontology annotation, cellular component: plasma membrane. The transcript has 3 exons. Lineage: Eukaryota; Fungi; Ascomycota; Eurotiomycetes; Eurotiales; Aspergillaceae. Gene Ontology annotation, biological process: adenylate cyclase-activating G protein-coupled receptor signaling pathway. Gene Ontology annotation, molecular function: G protein-coupled receptor activity. The record is from RefSeq and is a predicted model, not a curated record. Bases 1 to 1149 code for a protein of 382 amino acids.
AUGGCUGCCCUCACCACCAUAACUGAGGCAUCUUUGCACUCAGCGGGCGAGCUGAUGACACGCUCAGCCAGCGACUCAAACUUAGACAUCAAUCCUUUACCCCUGGAGCAGCGGAGGGGCCUUAUCGCCUACAUCAUUCUCAUCUACAACUUGGUUCUCGCCGACUUCUUACAAUCAAUCGCCUAUCUCAUCUGCUUGAAAUGGAUAAUAGACGACAAGAUAAAUUCUGGCACCGCUGCAUGUUUCCUUCAGGGCCUAUGGCUCCAAAUGGCAAAUCCAGGAAGCGGUCUUUUCGUCCUCGGUAUUGCCUUCCAUACAUUUUUACUUAUCGUUUGGGGAUACAAGAUGUCCCACAAAACCUUCGUCACAUUCGUUUGUGGGAUCUGGUCAAUGGUUCUUAUUCUUAUGAUUAUCCCUCUAGCAUCCCAUGGGGCUGAUGCUUUUGUCCCAUCUGGUGCUUGGUGUUGGAUCAGGGAAGACUAUGAAGCCCUUCGUCUUUGGACGCAUUAUUUCUGGAUUUUCCUCGCCGAAUUCGGUACUCUCUGUCUCUACGCGGUGAUGUACACCCAGCUUCGGCGGCAAAUUUCCGCCUCUGCGAUUCUGGGAAAUAGCCACAUCGAGGGCCUGAAGCGUUUGCGCCGUGUCGUUGGGUAUAUGACCAUUUAUCCCAUUGUUUACGUCGUGCUUUCCCUGCCCUUGGCAGCAGGACGUAUGGCAAAUAUGAGUGGCAAAAUGCCCUCUGUCGCAUUCUUUUGCAGUGCCGGUGCUAUUAUUACCAGCUCCGGCCUUGUCGACGUGAUUUUAUAUACGCUUACACGCCGCAACCUCAUAAUCGACUCCGAACCUAGUCAAGAUCGCUCCUACAGCAUGUUCCCAGGCAGUCGUGGACGUGAUGUCAAAACUCACCUCACCACCAUCACAGCCGAGCCUAAGAGCCGGAAGCAAAACACUAUGAACGGCACAAUUACGGAGCGAGGGGGCUCAGAGGAUCGAAUAUUUCGAUCGGACCUUGAAUUGGCGCCAAUUGGAAAGGUGCACCAGGAGACCACGAUUGAGGUUACCACUGAGCCUGCAUACCCGUCAGAAGGGGCGAGUGGGCGAUCUAGCAACGAAUUUUGUGAAGCUACGUCGAGUCCGAUGUGGAAAUGA